Messenger RNA from Striga asiatica, 1523 nucleotides. NCBI's taxonomy places the organism in Eukaryota, Viridiplantae, Streptophyta, Magnoliopsida, Lamiales, Orobanchaceae. The record is from the annotation of a GenBank genome assembly.
UCCAACAUUCACGCAGAACUGAAUCACAGAAGCAUACGGACCCUCUUCUGUGUAUGCGAAGUACAAUUUCGUCUCAGCACUGAAUCACAGAAGCAUACGGACUAUCGUCAGUGUAUGCGAAGUACAAUUUCGUCUCAGCCAUGGGAACCAGUGGUCCAUCUCCUCAGAUCAAUUGGUUUCUCCUCCUAUGCGUUUACCUUUUCAUGUGGACGGCGUCCUUAGCUUUCCAAUCCGACGAGCUCCUCAUCGACGAUGAAGAGUUCGGGCUCGAGGGCGGCCGAUCUCCAGACCCGCCAGUAGCAACCCGACCAGUUUCAACUCCUCCAGCGUAUCGCAAGAGGUCGCUCGAUUCGGGUUCGGAUCCGGACUCUAGAAUUCAAUUCACCCUCGAACACGCUUUCGGGGAUUCCGAUUUCACACCCGCCGGAACAUUUUGGGCUCGCCUCAAAACGUCGUCGCACGGCGGUCAGACACUUACAAAGCUUCGAUUCUCGAGAAAUGUCUUCAGUGAGACAGAGAAGGAGAAUUUCAAGAGACUCGUGGAAGGAGACGACUUCUAUAAAAUAAGACUGCCUUCCAAUGUUUUAAGUGCACCUGGAAGAGAGUAUAUAGUCUCAUCUGUGAAGGCGAGAUGUCUCUCACCACAGGAAGCAUUGGACGAGCAUUUUGUUUUUCACAUGCCCACAAAGUGGACUUUCAAGUCACAUACGGUGUUGAAGAGCAGUGAUCAGGCUCCUAGAACACCGAUCUUCACAGAAGAAGCUAUUGGCGAAAACAUAGAAGGCGAAGAACCUAAGCCGCCAGAGAGGUCCUUUUGGGCUAAAUAUUGGAUGUACUUGAUCCCUCUCGGCCUCAUUGUCAUGAAUGCCAUGACUCAGGCCAUGAACAUGCCCGAGGAACAGGGUAAUGGGCAACCAGGCACACAAACACCGCAAGCAAUUGCUGGUCGUGGUCAGGGUGCUGCUGUGAGAAGAAGAUGAUCGAAUUUUACAGAUGUUUGGAAUCAUUUCUUUCGGUGUGCGAUUAUUUGAUAUUACGAUUAUUCGGUUCUAGACUGGAAACAUUUCUUUCCACCCUGAAACAGUUUAUGCACCUUCCACUGGGUGGACCUUCAUAGGGGAUUGUAUUAGAAAUAUGGACCACCGUUGAUCCGUCUGUUACCUCGAAUCUUGGACUUUCCUAUAUUUUCCAUUUCUUUAACUGACCGGUUUUCAGCACGAUUAUCAUUAAUUAGAAUAAUGUGAUUGUGUCUCACUUGUGCAAGAAAGUUUAGUUACAUCUGUUCGGAUCAAAUAUGGUCCUGUUGAUGUGUUGUUUGGUAGCUUGGAUAAUGUUUGCACUGUCUUUUCUGAAAUUAACUUAUGAAGAGUACCUUGUAUCAUAGUUUGAUAUGAAGCAACUAGACGACAUGGUUUAUUCAUAAAUGAUGAUUGCCACAUGUUUGAAAAUAAUUCUUUUGAUAUAUGUGAAUAUACCUGUAAGGCGAGUCAAAUCGCAAUCAAAUCAAUGUUACUUGAUAUUGA